Messenger RNA from Auanema sp. JU1783, 219 nucleotides. Lineage: Eukaryota; Metazoa; Nematoda; Chromadorea; Rhabditida; Rhabditidae. The record is from the annotation of a GenBank genome assembly.
AUGAGCGGGAGAGAUCAAGCUGUUCAACACGCCAAAAAGCAAGUUGAACAACUACGUGGAGAAAGAAAUAUGCGACGAACACCAAUUUCACAAACAGCAGCUGAUCUCGUUAGAUAUACGCAAGAGUUGAGUACAGAUGACGCACUCAUAACAGGAUUUCCCAAUGAUAAGAUGAACCCAUAUCGCCCAAAAAGUUCUUUCCAAUGCAAUUUGAUCUAA